CCGCGCACCCACCCCGAACAGAACACCAUGUCCGCCGCCACCACCGCCGCACUCACCGCGCGCCCCGUCCUCGCGGGCAAGCGCGUCCGCUCCGCCAAGACCGUCAGGUGUACCGCCCGCGUCUCCACGGUGACGCGCGCGUCCAAGGACCCCGUCGUCAACGCCCUGUCCGAGGUUCUCCCCGCCGCGAGCGGCGAGAAGAUCCGCGUGGGCAUUAACGGGUUCGGUCGCAUCGGUCGCCUCGUCAUGCGCGCCUCCUUGGUCCGCGACGACAUCGAGGUGGUCGCCGUGAAUGACCCCUUCGUCACCGCCGACUACAUGGCCUACAUGUUCAAGUACGACACGGUCCACGGCCAGUUCGCGGGCGACGCCAAGUACGGCGCCCAGGUCGAGUGCGACCCCGCCGAGGAGUGCCCGAUGGGCUUCAUCGUCGACGGCAAGUCCAUCGCCGUCUUUGCCGAGCGCGAUCCGGUGAACAUCCCGUGGGGCGCCAACGACGUCGACUUCGUCGUCGAGUCCACAGGCGUGUUCACCUCGCUCGAGGGUGCGCAAAAGCACAUAACCGCCGGCGCCAAGAAGGUUGUCAUCUCCGCCCCCUCCGGCGACGCCCCGAUGUUCGUCAUGGGCGUCAACAGCGACGAGUACACCGACGACCUCGACAUCGUCUCCAACGCGAGCUGCACCACCAACUGCCUGGCGCCCCUCGCCAAGAUCAUCGACGACACGUACGGCAUCGUCGAGGGAUUGAUGACCACCGUGCACGCGACGACCGCGACGCAGAAGACGGUGGACGGCCCGUCCAUGAAGGACUGGCGCGGCGGCCGAGGCGCCGGCGCGAACAUCAUCCCGUCGUCCACGGGCGCGGCGAAAGCCGUGGGGAAAGUGUUGCCCGCGCUCAACGGCAAGCUCACCGGGAUGGCCUUUCGCGUGCCCACGCAGGACGUCUCCGUCGUCGACCUCACCGUCCGCAUCGAGAAGCCCGCGUCGUACGAGGAGAUCUGCGCCGCGAUCAAGGAGGCGAGCGUCAACGGCGAUCUCAAGGGGAUCAUGGGUUACACCGAGGACGCCGUGGUGUCUGCGGAUUUCAUCGGCGACGAGCGCUCGUCCAUCUUCGACGCCACCGCGGGCAUCUCGCUCUCGCCCAACUUUGUCAAGCUGGUGAGCUGGUACGACAACGAGUGGGGGUACUCCAACAGGGUCGUCGACCUCAUCGCGCUCAUGCACUCCAAGAUGCCCUCCAAGGUUUCCGGCGGCGCGCGCUAAGCACCACCUGCACGGGUGGUGGUACAUAUUUUUGCAGCAGCUUUCGAAAUAUAGUUAUUUUUCUUCAGACUUCACAGCAUUUGCAGUGGGAGACGAGUUCGUUAUUCU
Micromonas commoda is the source of this 1371-nucleotide messenger RNA. It is a transcript of the gene GAPDH, whose product is annotated as glyceraldehyde-3-phosphate dehydrogenase. The coding region runs from base 28 to 1263 and encodes 411 amino acids. Gene Ontology annotation, molecular function: oxidoreductase activity, acting on the aldehyde or oxo group of donors, NAD or NADP as acceptor; NADP binding; NAD binding. The transcript has 3 exons. Gene Ontology annotation, biological process: glucose metabolic process. NCBI's taxonomy places the organism in Eukaryota, Viridiplantae, Chlorophyta, Mamiellophyceae, Mamiellales, Mamiellaceae. The record is from RefSeq and is a predicted model, not a curated record.